AUGGAGCUCUUUCGUACAGAUACACAUUACAUCUUCGUAAAAGAGAGGCAUAGUCUGUGGUGUGAAAAAUUUACUGGUGAGCUCUCCGCUAAAUCGGAUUGGGAAUGGGCAAGUGCAUUAGACUUAGAAUGCCUUGGAUUCUUUUACGGAAUUGUGGGGAAAAUCGAACAAACUUCAGUUCUAGAACCUCGUUUGAUGUUAAUAAAAGAAGUCGCCUCGGUUGGAGAAUUGCAUGGAGGGCAUGUGGUCUACAAAAUAAAAUCGAUCGCUUUUUUGAAUCUACUGUCUGAAAAUACAGACAUAGGGCUACUUCCUUGCAAAAAGCACCAAAAUGUACCAAAAAAGAAAGUGGGUGGAAUGUUUGAUGUAACCCAGAAAGCUGGGUUUGCCAAAACUUGGGGCACAAUUAAAAGUGCUACUAACACUAUAAAAAAUACAACGCAACAAGCCGCUGCCCUUGCCACUUCUCAGGUCAAAUCUACAGUAACAAAACGAAGUGGAGUCAAAGAUAAAGAGAAAUUCGAGAAGCGAAUUUUAGAAGAGUUAAACAAAAUAUUCACAGAAACGGAUUCUUUCUUUUUUUGUCAAACUGGGGACAUUACAAAUUCCUUACAAAGACAGUGUGCUAGAGAAAUUCAGCGAGAUAAAAAGGAUCUAAAUCAGCCUCUUUGGAAAAAAGUAGACGAUAGGUUUUUUUGGAAUAAGCACAUGCUGCUAGAUCUCUUCAAUCUGAAGACUGAGAAAGCGGACUGCUGGAUCUUACCAAUAAUUCAAGGAUAUGUACAGAUAGAAAAGUGCAAAGUAGAAGUAGGGUUCGAUGACCAACCUCAACACGAAAUAUUUAACUUGGCGAUAAUAUCCAGGAGAAGUAGAUUUCGAGCUGGAACUCGAUAUAAAAGACGUGGAGUCGAUGAAGAAGGCAAGUGUGCGAAUUACGUCGAGACUGAACAAUUAGUUUGGUACCAUGAUCAUCAAGUAUCCCUUGUUCAAGUUCGAGGAAGUGUCCCUGUUUAUUGGUCACAACCUGGUUAUAAAUAUAAACCACCGCCUCGAAUAGACAAAGAUGAAGCAGAAACACAGGUCGCUUUCGAGAAACAUUUUACGGAAGAGCUUAAUUGCUAUGGACCUAUUUGUAUAGUUAAUCUAGUCGAGCAAGCAGGCAAAGAAAAAGUAAUUUGGGACGCAUACAGUAAUCAUGUACUUAAUUACAAUCAUCCAGAUCUCACAUACGCCAUUUUUGACUUUCAUGAAUACUGUCGUGGAAUGCACUUUGAGAACGUAUCAAUUCUUAUCAAUGCACUCGCUGGUGUCGUAACUGACAUGGGAUACUGUUGGCGAGAUAAGCAAGGAACAAUUUGCACGCAAAAAGGAGUAUUUCGUGUAAACUGCAUAGAUUGCUUAGACAGAACGAAUGUAAUUCAAACAGCGUUAGGAAAAGCUGUCAUGGAAAUGCAAUUUUCGAAACUUGGUUUAAUUCCUCCGGAUGGCACAUUGCCCACAAAUCUUCGACAAACCUUUCAAUUGCUUUGGGCUAAUAAUGGAGAUAUCAUUAGCAAACAAUACGCGGGAACCAAUGCUUUAAAGGGUGACUAUACGAGAACUGGAGAAAGAAAGUUCACUGGGUUAAUGAAAGAUGGAAUGAAUUCUGCAAACAGAUAUUACCAACAACACUUUUUGGAUGACAUACGUCAAGCGGCGAUAGACAUCUCACUAGGGUAUUCGAUCGACACUGACCAGCUGAACAUCGAUUGGUCACAUUAUUUAGAUAUUCUCGAUAAUUGUUGUCUUGAACUUAUACCCGCAAAACCACCAAAAAUAGAACUUCAACUCAAUACUCAUCCAGAUAUUCUUUAUGCUACUGCCAUGUAUAAUUUAACAAGAUACUAUUUGAAUAGAUUCAAGGACGUCUAUAGACAAGCAACAAUCGAUAUGAUGCUGGGUAAUCCAGUAAGCGAGGAUAUAUUCCAAGAGCGCACCGAUGAAGAAGACAAUGCAGCGACGGCAGUUCAUGUAAAGCUCUUAAUCGAAGAUUGCAAAAAGUUAUUGAUACCCGACCUGGAUUCAAUUCUUGGCAGUUGGGGACUGAUUGACGCUGAUCCAGUAACUGGAGAUCCGACGGAGACGGAAAUAGACACCAUUCUAAUUUUAACGCACGAUAGUUACUAUGUUGCUGAUUACGACGAGCAUAUUGAUAAAGUAACUAAUUACCAAAGGGUUCCACUCACUGAUAUUGUUUUGAUGGAGUGUGGCCAACCUGAAAACACUGUCUCUCUUUUCAAAAACAAACAUCACUAUUGUGUUAGAAUCAGUUACAAAAUAGAAAGCGAUUAUGGAUAUUUUCAUAUGUUUCGCAGUACGAAUUUACGAUUCUUUAACAACAUGGCGAUAGUGAUCAAAAAUGAGGAAGAGGCCAUAGAAUCUUUAAAAGCAAUCGCAGAAGCAAUUGCUGUGGCGAUGGAAAUCGCAGGGUUACCCAAAAUACCUCUAGCAAUGAAUGUAACUUUGGACAAACGAAAGAGCAAAUUAGUCAACUCCAAAGGCCACACAGGACUCCUGGAUAUUUCUAAUUUUCCAGAAUUAACGAGGAAUGUUUCGGAAACGCAAUUGUUGGCUCUUAAAAGUGCAGGAACAAAGGCUUUGAGUAACAUGACUGAACAGUUUAGCAAGCUAAACAAAUUCGGCCACAGUAUUACCUCCAAGAAUCCAAUGAACCUCGCAAAAAAUUUGAGCAAUAAAAAGUCGGAGGCAACUGGUAAGCCCACCUUUACACUUGGCGACAGAGACAUUGCUGGAAAUUCAACCGGGCAAUCGAACAAUAGUAGCAGCAGUAACAGUAGUAAUGAAGACAUAGAAAUGGUUCCAAUUCGAAUGGAGAAGCCAGACAAUUAUGAGCACGACAAAAAACUCAUGGAGGGAUACACACCGACUAUAGGAAUAAUUAUGGGUGUGAAAAACGAUGCCAUAGUCGAGACUAACCAGGAUGGAAAUUUAAGUCACGAUUACGCACUUGCCAAGGACCAAAAGAGUGUCUCCGAAAAUGCGAGGAAAAAUCUUGCUGUGGGUGGGUUGAAUCUGAUUCCUCAUUCACAGUCUGGAUCAAACUUUUCAUACCGUUCUCAACAUUCUAUGUCUGCAACGACACCGGAAAUUACGAUUCAAGGUGUCGAGGAUGGAGCUGAUGACAGAGAGAAAAACGUUCCACCUUCUAGUUUGAAUCUUACAAAGAAUAUAAGUCAUUCUUCUGGGGAAGUUGAUGGCAAAGUUGUUUCUACAGAUUCAAAGAGCGUCACUCUCCAGAUGGAUAAUAGAAUGUAUGAUAAAAAAAGAUCUACUUCGGAACAAGAUUUAGUACUAACCAUUUCUUCAUCGCAGAGUGAGUCUGCUCUGAAAUCGAUAAUCACUGGUGUAACCAGUCCCGUAGCGGCAACCUCGAAAGAUAUUUUGUCACCCUUCUCGAAAUUCGCCAAAGGAGUUCAGAAUUUAGGAGCGAAUCUAGAUCCUAGGAAACUGAAGCCUGCACAGAUAGGAAUGCCCAGGAACUUGUCUGAGCAUCACUUGGAGCAACGGGAAAAACUUCAGGAACGUUGGGUGAAGUGUAGAUCCAAAUUGAUAGCCCUUUAAGCUUCAACAAAGGUCUCUCAAAUUACUUCCCUCACUUAAAUUUAAUCUUAGGUACCUUCCUGCUACCCGUACUAAUAAGUGUAAAUAAAAAAGUAAGGCGUUAUCUUGAUUUUUUUUUCUUAACAAUUUUUAAUUAAUCAAAUAUCGAAGAUGUUUAUUAGUUAUCUCACUCCAAAUUUGUUUAAAUAGUUCAUAAAAUCGAAGAAAAUAGACAUAUUGUUGAAUAUGUAAUUGUUUAUUUAACAAUAUUUAAAGCACUGAGAAGGACAGAUGGGUAAAUCUCAAAAAUAAAAUUUAACAGGAGAAACAUGAAAAGUUUUAUGUGAUAGGAUUCAAAGUACCUAAUUGCCAUUCUCAAUUUUUUUUAUUAUUUUGUUUAUGUUUUACUCUAAAUCAGAAGAAGUGCUUUGAAAUGGCAAAGAAAAAUUAUUUUCGAUAACAGUAGCCUUUACUUGGUUGUCAUCCUGAGUGCAUCAGUCAUGGUGCCAAAAAGCAGGUCUCUGGAAUCAUGUCUGAUGAUGUCUCUUCUUACCAAUAUUAAAAAAAUGGCUGAAUUUUAUUGAUUUAUGGCUUAUUUCUUUGGGAAAAUAUGCUUUAUAAUACUAAAUUUCAAUUUUGUAAAAUAAGUAAAGAAUCUUCAGGUGUGAAGUUCUUAAAAAAUAAUGUUUUGUAUUCGAAAUUAAAUCAUCAGAAAUAUUGCAAUGAUUCUUAAAAUCAUAAAAAAUCUAUUUUUUAGAGAUCUGACUUUUGGCAUAACUGUCUUUAAAUAUUACCUACAAAGUGAGCUACCAAAGAUAUAGAUUAAAUCAUAAUUAUGAUUUUGUUAUAUUGAGGAAGAACAAAAUUUGAAAUAACUAAUGUUAAAUAAACACUUAUAGGUGAAAACUUUUAAAAUUGGUUACAUUUAAACUGAAUAUUUCUAUCGAUUUUAUAAAUUAUUCUCAAGAUUAUUGAAUUUCGAGGUGAGACAACUAUCAGACAUCAUUAAGAAGAGAAUUUGAAAAUUUUUUAACGUUUAAUAUUUGAAACAUUAUGGUAAAUGUAAGCCUCUAAAUAUUUUAUGUAUAGAACAUUUUUAAUGAUUGUUUAUACGAAGCAAGGAAAAAAAUUCAAUUUAAAAAAACUUUAACGUGUUACUACUACAUUUACAUUUUUUUAAAUUAACGCGUUACUUACGAAUACUGUUGAUUUGCAACGUGGCUAUAAUUUUUUGCCUCUAAUAAUGCAAGUAAAUUCAUCAUUAUAAAAAAUAAUACAUUUUAACAUAAUACUAAUCUAAUCAAGAACACCAAUAAGUAUAUCAGGUUAACUUUUCAGAAUUAGAAGUUACGCGAUAUGAAUGUGAACUUUUAAAGAGCAAAUUCGCUUAAAAUUCUUCAUAAAGGAAUUGCAAUAUUUUAUAAGUAUGGCGAUUUUAAGUCAUUUCGACAUUUUUAUGGCCUGUUUAUAUUAAGAUGAAUGUCCUAGUAAUCGUGGCGGUCCCAAAUAUCGGGACAGUUGGUUAUAAUUUGAAUAUAUCAUUGUUCCAAAAUAUGUUAAAGCGAACAUCUAAUGAUAAAAUCCAUUUACAUAUUUUUAGCAUUUUAUAGUAUUAAAUUUCAAUGCUUUGAAAAUAGAUAACGAGCAAUAAAAUUGAGGUCGCGAUUAUUUAGACUUUUACCUUGCAUCGGUUAUUUUCUAAGAUGUAAUAAUAAUUAUAUCCACGUUGCGUGCUCGGCAUGCUUCAAUUUACUGAGCAUUUUUUACUCUACUAAUCUUACACGAAAAGUACAAUGCAGUCAAUAUUGUUCUAGUAGCCGAUUUAUGUUGAAUUGUUUUUUGAGGUUUCUACGACUUUUUAAAAUCACAAAAACAAUUCACUUCUAUUAAUUCCAGCUUUAUAAAAAGUAUUUUUACAUUAUUUACAAAUGAAAAAACGGACAGAUGUGCAAUGAAACAUUUUUGAGAUUAUGUGGAAAUAUAAAAUUUAUUUAAUUUAAACACGUCUCAAAAGGAAACAGAAUUCUGCGUUAAAAACGCGGGAAAUGUUCUAAAGUUAAGGCAAAGUUCUUGCUGUAUAAUUGAAUCGUUCAUGAGAAAGAUUACAGUUUCUCUUGAAAAUUUUCGUGUCGAUUUACUGACAAGUAACCAAGAUUAGAGAUGAAAUUUUAGAUUUAGAGUUAAUGGAAUGCAUUUGUUUAUACAGCAAGUUAAAAAACGAAGCUUUGUAGUCAAUUAUGUAAAUAACAAAUGACUAAGUUAUGGAUAAAUAUCAGACGUUAGACACUUUUUUGUUCUAAAUAAAAUUUAGUCUUAUAUUUUUUGUCAUCUUUGACGAAGAGAGUGAUCUUUAAAACAAAGAUGUGAGCUUCAUAGAGACUGAAUAACGAAUUCAAUGAUUAUAAACAUCGAGUCUUUAGUUCGAACAGAAAAAUUCAUGUGUAGAGUAUUUGUACAAAUGUAAAUUAUUAUCACGGUGAUAUUAACAAACAUUUUUGUUUUUCACUGCCGUUUUUAUCUUCUAUUUAGUGUUCUUCAUUUAGCUGUGUAUGUGCAUAGGCCAGAAGUAUUAUAGCAGUGUUAUAUUGACGUAGAAUAUUUAAUUCAACUUUUUAAUGAUUGCACUUGAGAUAAUGAAAAUUAAGACAACUCUUUCAUAAAUUGUCACGUGACUAUUUUAUUUCAUUAUUUUUUAGAGCAAAGUUCUCUUUUUCCUUAUCAAUUUGCCAAAUUAAAUGUAUACUUGCAUAUUUCUAAGACUUAUGAAUUUCUUUCUUCCUUACUUGUUUCUAACUAGAACACGUUAUGGCUGGAAAAAGUUUGAAUGAAAGUUCUAAGUAAAUAGGAUUUUUUCCUGUUUAUGGUAAUAUUGCAUGCCUCGAAAAUUUUAAGAUCAAAACGACAAUAAUUGAUAGGGCGCUUUUUCAAAUAGUUUUUCAUUAGGGUUAUUAGGCAUAACAAUUAAAAGUAAUGUACUUUUUAAAAUGACCUUAAACAAACUUCUUCGAUAUUUAUAUUCAAUAGAGAAAAUGUUAUUAUUUUAUAAAAAAUAUGCCAUUAACACAGUUUUCAAUUAAAUGUGCCGAAUGGUUUCAUUUUAAUUAAAUUAAAAAAUCAAUUAUUUUCAAAAACCACCUCUGUCAUUGUUUUUAUUUCGAUCUUAAAAUAUUCAUAGGUUGAAAGACAAUCACAACGAAUAACAAAAAAAUCAAUUUGAAAUCAAUCAGUUUGAAAAUGUCUUAAUUUCUUAGUAAUUAAAUACAAAAAUGUACUUUUUUCAAAAAGCGCCCAAACGAUUAAUUUAAUUAUUAUCUUAAAACUUUUCUGGAGUGUCAUAUUACCAUAAGCAAUAAAACAAUCCCAUUUAUUUAAAACUUGUAUUUAAACAUGGUUCAGCUCCACUCUGAAAAAUAAAGAGGUUCUCCUAUUUUUGAACGUUCUCUGGAAAUUGGCUUUUAUAUUUAUGUAGUGAGUUUUUGACUUGUGGAAAAACUACUUGAAUAAGUAGCAAUUAUUUUGUUGAAGCUUUAAUUUCUGAGAGGUAGUCUGUGAUAAAUGUCUGUAUGAUAUGUAAAAGCAAAUAGAAUGAAGCUACAAAUUCUGUAAAUCCUGCAUUCCUAGAAUCAUGUGAUUUUUGUGUAGUAGAUUAGCUACGCCAGAAUGGGUUAUGAUCCAAAGCAUUCAUUCCAGAAGCUUGCCCCACUAAUGACAUUACAUUUAAUGUUAUUCAUGUUUUUGUAGGCAGCAGAAUUAAUAUUGUAGAAAAUCAAAGACGGUAGAUUUUCUGCAGGUUUAUGAACGUAAUAUCAUUUGUAAUAAGAGGUUCCUUUGAAGCUCACUCAUUGGUGCAUAAGCUGCAGUUAUUGCCAAUCAGUAUCUCUUAUCAAUUAUAGAUCAUAUAUACAAUACAGUGCAUAUACAGUAUUCUAAUAGCUGAAGACGUAUGAUAACUGAUAAAAAGAGCAAAAACAACGCAUGAACAAUAAUUUUAGUGUAUUUUGUAGGAUAUAGGGGCUUUGUACGCUUUAUUGAUAUGUAAUUCGAGUUUGAAUAGAUUGUAAAUGCAAAUGUGACAAGUGGCGAAAUUAAAAAGCAGUUUUAGAAAUUCAUCAAAAUAAAAACGCAUUGCAAUUAAA
Molecule: messenger RNA, 7736 nt
Organism: Belonocnema kinseyi
Lineage: Eukaryota; Metazoa; Arthropoda; Insecta; Hymenoptera; Cynipidae
Gene: sp3
Product: phosphatidylinositide phosphatase SAC2
Exons: 13
Coding region: 1-3621 (1206 amino acids)
Biological process (GO): regulation of endocytic recycling; phosphatidylinositol dephosphorylation
Cellular component (GO): early endosome; clathrin-coated endocytic vesicle
Molecular function (GO): phosphatidylinositol-4-phosphate phosphatase activity
Source: RefSeq, a predicted model, not a curated record